Molecule: messenger RNA, 4089 nt
Organism: Phlebotomus papatasi
Lineage: Eukaryota; Metazoa; Arthropoda; Insecta; Diptera; Psychodidae
Exons: 2
Coding region: 1-4089 (1362 amino acids)
Biological process (GO): DNA integration
Molecular function (GO): zinc ion binding; nucleic acid binding
Source: RefSeq, a predicted model, not a curated record
AUGAUUCUCUGUGGGGAAUGUCCCAAGGGAAAAGACAAAAAUGGUCCAGAGAAAAAGUCCAAAGUCCUUGUUACAGCUGAGGCUGUUUUGAAGCCAUGUAAUCUUUGUAAUUCCACUGAGCACAUGGCCAAAGAUUGUGGGAGUUUUGUUAAAGCAUCUGUGGACCAAAGAUGGAAGAUUUUGACAAGCAAGAAGCUUUGCUUCCUGUGCUUGGGCAAAAAUCACAGUGCCCCUGAAUGUCGCAAAAAGCAAAAAUGUAAAAUCAAUGAUUGCGGCAAAAAACAUCAUGAGAUGCUCCACAAAGAAGUUGAACAGAGUGUUCAGCAGACUGAAGCAAAUCCCUCUACUUCAGUGACUGUAGAUGGCCAGGGAAGUAGCUCAGCUACUGUCAGUGGAAAUCAUGCCAGUAAUUCGGGAGGUCCGAAAGCAUCAGCUGAUGUUUCCGGAAAAGUGGUGCAUGUCAAUGCGCAAGCGACAGUACCGAGAAUGUUGAUGAAAAUCUUACCAGUGUACGUUACAGGUCCCAGAGGAACUAUCAAAGUUUAUGCCUUCCUAGAUGAGGGAUCUACUAUUACAAUGGUGAAGGACACUCUGGCAGAUAGAAUGGGCUUGACUGGACCUAACAAACCGCUGAGAUUCCAGGGAGCAUCUGGAUUGCCACAAAUUGACAACACCUCGAAAAGUGUUGAGAUGAAAAUUAGAGGCACAUUUUCUCAUGCACGAGAAUACACCCUCUACAAUGUGAGAACUAUGAAAGAAAUGAGCUUGCCACAGCAGACAGUGAAUGUUCAGAAAUUAGCCCAAGAUUGGAGAUUUUUGAGUGAGAGACAUGUCGAAGACAUGGUGGAAGCUGAACCAGAAAUCCUCAUUGGACUCGAUAAUGUGGCAUUAAUCACAUCCCGAGAAGUGAUACACGGUCCAUGGGAUGCCCCAUAUUUGGCUCGAACUUUAUUGGGAUGGGUCAUUAUGGGGAAAGUCGCUAAUUCCAUUGACAAUAUGGAGAGCAAUUAUACAGUUUUGGACAUUGAACGUGCAGAUGAUUUGUACGAAAUGGUCAAGGAAUCUUUUUCCACUGAGGCUUUUGGAGUGAAGUCCAAUAUGGACACGACGUAUUCUCGUGAGGACAGAAAGGCUCUCAAAUACAUGCAGGAGAAUACUAAGAGGGCUUUAGAUGGACGAUUUGAAGCUGGCCUUCUGUGGAAAGAGGGUGAGUCUCCAAAAAUGCCCGAGUCACGACAAGCCGCUUUUAAGAGGCUUCAACACACUGAGAAAAAGCUGGAUCGUGACAAGGAUUUGGCUGAGGCUUAUUGCCAAAAGAUUGAUGAUCAUCUUCAAAAAGGUUACCUGAAGAAAUUGGAGGAUGUUGAUCGACAGAUUCCCAUGGAAAAAGUGUGUUGUUCUCCUGCCCUCGCAUCAUAUGCAAAAGAAGUCAAUGCAAGAGACUUCCAGGAAGAGUAUCCAGAAGCUGUGCAGGAGAUUCUUAAUCACACGUACUGUGAUGAUUACCUUGGCACAUCAGAGACAACGAUGGAAGCACAGAAACUAAUCAGUGAUGUAGUGAAAGUGUUCAAAUCCGGAGGGUUUGAUAUUGUGAAUUGGUGUGCUAAUGACAUGCAAGUGCUAAAAAAUUUAGCACAAGAUCAGCUGAGUGCAAAAGUGGUGAAUUUUGAGAGCAAUGUUUCCGAGAGAGUUCUGGGAAUGCUUUGGCUCCCAAAUGAAGACGUGUUUACGUUUCAAGUGAAUUUCCGACAAGUGUCAGCUGAUAUUCUCUCAGGAGAGAGACUCCCAACAAUGCGAGAAGUGCUUCGACUGAUCAUGUCGAUUUUCGACCCUUUGGGAUUCAUCGCAGUGUUUGCAGUGAAAGGAAAGAUUUUCCUACAAGAAAUGUGGAAGCAAAAGCUUGGCUGGGACACAGAAAUUAGUGGUGAUUUAGUGAUUCAGUGGAGGAAAUUCCUCAAAGAAUUAAAAGAAAUUGAAGAAGUGAAAGUGCCCCGAUGUUUUUCUGUGAACCUUCCAAAGGCUCACCUGAUUGAACUUCAUGUGUUUGGAGAUGCGAGUGAAAAAGCUUUUGCAGCAGUGGCGUAUUUACGCAUAGUGUUUGAUGAGGGCUCAGAUGUUUCAUUGGUGUGUGCACGGUCUCGUGUCGCUCCUUUGAAACAAAUGAGUAUUCCUCGAAUGGAGCUUCAAGCAGCAGUGUUGUGUGUGAGACUGGCCAAAACCAUCCGAGAGUUCUUAGAAGUGAGAAUAGACAAUGUAGUGUUUUGGUCAGACUCAAUGACUGUCCUAAAGUGGAUAAGAAACGACAACAGGCGCUUCAAAGAUUUUGUUGCGCAUCGCCUUGGUGAAAUCGAAGAAAACAGUGAAGUGAAAUCCUGGAGAUGGGUGCCAACGAAGAUGAAUGUAGCAGAUUUGGCUACUCGUGCGAGUACAAGUGAUCUUUCACCUGAAUCUGUCUGGUUUCGUGGCCCAUCAUUCCUGAAAAAAGACUCAAGUCAGUGGCCUGUAGAAAAGUGCAGUGAUUCUCGAUUGGAAGAUGAUGAAGUGGAAAUAGUGAAGACAAUAAUCAAGCCAAAAAAGGAUGUGAAAUAUCCACUUCCUGAUGUGAAAAGAUUUUCAAAGUGGUGGAGAUUGCUGAGAGCAACAGCUCAAGUGAGAAACAUUGCCAAUUGUUGGCUACAAAAAGUGCGUGAUCGUUUGAAUCACAACAGUGUUAAAAGAGUCUUGCCAUCACUGACCGUUGAGCAUAUUCGUGAAGCGGAAAGUGAGUGGUACAAAGAGGCUCAAAGUGAGUACCAUGGGUUAAGUCUAACCGACAAGAAAAGCAGAGUGUACGGCCUUUCGCCAUUUUAUGAUGACGAAGGUGUUCUACGAAUGAAUUCGAGGCUCACAAACAGUGAGUUUCCAGGCAAGUUUCCAAUUAUCUUGCCACCGAAGCACAAGGUUACUAGGCUGUUGAUUAUGGAAUCUCAUGAGCGCCAUCUGCAUUGUGGGCGUGAGCAAGUAUUGAAUGAUUUGCGUUUGAGAUUCUAUAUUCCACAGAUGAGAGCAGCUGUGAGGAAGGCCUGGAAUGAUUGCCAGUAUUGUCGAAACCGAAGGGCUCAGGUUUCGAUCCCAGAGAUGGCUCCACUACCUGAAGCGAGAGUGAGUGAACAUCUUCAUGCAUUCACUCACACUGGAAUGGACUACUUCGGCCCACUUUACGUAACUGUGGGUAGACGUAGAGAGAAGAGAUGGGGUGUUAUAUUCACGUGUAUGGCCAGCCGUGCUGUACAUCUUGAGAUUGCCUAUUCCCUCACUACUGAUAGUGCAAUAAUGGCUAUAAGAAGAUUUUUGUGUCGCCGUGGCCCAGUGCGACACAUUUACUGUGACAACGGGACGAAUCUCAGAGGUGCAAGUGUAGAGAUGAGAACAGCCGUUGAAUCCAUAGAUGACAACAAAGUGAGGGAAGAUUUGCUCCGAAAGAUGAUAGAGUUCCACUUUAUCCCCCCAGCUGCUCCGCAUAUGGGGGGGAGCUGGGAACGCUUGAUUCGAUCAGUCAAGAACAGUCUUGAUGUGAUCCUGAAGGAACAAUUUCCGACAGAUGAGGUACUGCAGACGCUAUUCACCGAGAUUGAGGGGAUGCUCAACAAUCGCCCUCUGACUCACGUCUCGGUAGACCCAGAUGAUCGAACAGCAUUAACCCCUAAUCAUUUGCUCCAUGGGGGAGCAUUGGACAACACACAACCUGGAGAGUUCACGGACCGUGACAUGAUUUUGCGUAAGGCUUGGCGCAAAUCCCAGAGGCUUGCAGACAUGUUUUGGAAGCGAUGGUCGAGGGAAUAUCUCCCUCAAUUGGCGAAACGCUCGAAGUGGCACGACCAAGGACGACAGCUUCAAGUUGGGGACGUAGUAUUGGUUACUGAUGAGAAUGGGCCUAGGAGCCAAUGGCCACUUGCAAUAGUUAUCGAAGUACGGCCUGGGAAAGAUGGGAAAAUUCGAACUGUGGUAGUACAGACGACCAAAGGGAAGUACUGCCGCCCAGUGACAAAGAUAGUGCCUCUUGAUGUGGGUGCGGACCGCACCGAGGGGGAGUGUGAAAUAUUUGAUUGA